AACAUCACCUGCACUUUCAGCGUAUCAUUUUCCGGGGAAAUGGGAAAGGUAUAUAAUUAGUUGGGUUCCCGAACUUUAAACUCACGUCUUGAUUUUCACGAUUUACCGACUUCCCCUACAUUUCCUCCACCAUGCCCCAGGCCGUGACCGAAGCAAGUCCGGACCUAGCGAUAGCGCUUGACGUCCCCAACCGGGAAUUCAACCCAGGCGAGCCCAUCACGGGCCGCGUCUACCGACACAGCCACGUCGUCUCUUCCGAGGCCCUCGUGAGCGUCAAGCUCUACGGCCGCACCAAGGUGCGCGUCGACUACACCACCAACAGCGGCAACAGCAACCACCACCACACGGUGCGCUCGCGCUUCGAGCUGCUCGGCUCCGGCCCAGCCUUCUACAACACCAUCUUCCGAGGACCCAUCCACAUCCCACCAGACGGCAGCAAACCCGAAUCCUGGCCCUUUUCCUUCUCCCUCCCCUUCGGCCCCGUCAACCCCCAAGGCAUCUGCGAGGGAGCCCACAACAAACAGAAACAUUCUUUCUUACCGAUUGAUCCACCCGACCAAAUCACCUCCCACCCUCUCCCUUUCACCUUUUACACCCAAAUCGGCUCGCGCUACUACAACGGCAUCGAGGCCUACGUCGAGUACGUCCUCGAGGCCGAGUUCUUCGAGCAACACACUCCCCGCUUCAGCAGCUCUCCCUCGGCCAAGAAAACCGCCACGGCCGUACUCCCCAUAACGAUCCGCCCACCAACUAUCCCCCCUCUGCAUCCGGAUGAGUGGCGUCUAGGUCGCUGGGUGAAGCGCGAGGGGGUGCGCACACAGCGGUUAAUCCCCGAGUUUGCAGAUAGCGAGGAGCUUUCCUUCAAGCAGAAAACUCUUAAGUUGUUUCACUCGUCCAAAGUGCCCAAGUACUCGUUUGACGUGUUGGUGAUUACACCUGGGGUGAUCCAAUUGGGCAGUGUGGAUCCUGUGCCGUUUCGGGUGGCGGCUGUGCCGCGGCUGGGGCCAGCGGAUGAGACGAGCGACGAGGUGAAGGAGUUGGAGAGGACUCCGACGGUUAGUGUGGUUAGUUUGCGGAUGGUGGUCAAGACGAGGACGGAGGUCAAGGUGGGUAAUUCGAGGAUUUGGGAUCGGUAUACGGAUAAGACGGAUAAGGUCGUUGAGUGGAGCUGGGUGUGGAAGGAAGGGGAGGAGGGGAUGGUGUUGCCGGUUUGGGAUAGGAGGAUGGGCUCGAAUGCGGGUGCGGAUGCGGGCUUGGAGGGUGAGGAGAAGAAGGAGAAGAUGGCCUUGGGGGAAAAGGGGCAGUUUAUGGACGAAAAGGCAGCGUUGAAGGGGGGAAUGAGUCCAGCUGCUGGUGUUGCUGGUGGGAGUAGUAGUGGUGGUAGUAGUGGUGGUCCUGCUUCUGGUUCAACAGGAGAACCGCCGGCUCGAGAUAUCGGAGCUGAGCUGGGGUUGAGGUUUAACCCGACGGAAUUGGCGUAUAACGGUGGACCGGCGAAGCUGAGAGCACUCCUCUACCCGGAUUUCAUGACAUAUAAUAUUCGGCGGACGCAUGAGCUGAAGUGGGAGAUGGUUCUAGCGGUGGCGAAGGAGACUGUCAAGGUGUCGAAUGAACAAGUAGUUAGAUUUGUGGCGCCUUGGACUUGAUCUAUCUAAGUACAUGCACGUAAUCAUGGAUUGGUUUGACGCACGAUGGCUCGAUGAGACUAGCUGGUCCGAAACAAAAUAGAUGAGACC
Messenger RNA from Neurospora hispaniola, 1736 nucleotides. RefSeq lists its product as uncharacterized. NCBI's taxonomy places the organism in Eukaryota, Fungi, Ascomycota, Sordariomycetes, Sordariales, Sordariaceae. The record is from RefSeq and is a predicted model, not a curated record. The transcript has a single exon. Bases 132 to 1646 code for a protein of 504 amino acids.